AUGUAUCACGGUGCGCCUACGCCGCCGCAGCGUCCCAAAAUGGCGUCCAUCGUGUACGUGCCAAGCUCUCAACCAAACCCAGUGGCCUACUACACUGCGGAGUCGGUCAUUAAUCCGCAGUCUAUACAACAGCUUCCGCAACAUCAAGUUCCGCUUGUAUACCCAGACACCUCGACCCAGCAGCGCAUGCAGGCACCACAGCCGCAGGUGCUCAUCUCUGAGAGCUUUUCUACCGAGGCGACCCCUUUUUACGCUUACCAACCGGCGCCGCACGAAACGAGCAGCAGCACCAGCAGCCUAGUCUGCCUCGUUCCCACGGUCACCGCUACCAAUUCGCCGCAGCUGCCGAUGCUGAUUCAGUCGCUCGGUUCUAGCACCAUCAGCUUCCAUUCCGAUCCGGCUUUGCGAACUCAGGAAACGCACGCUACACCACAGGUGAUGCAGCAGAUGCUGACAACAGACUACAUGCAGGUCUCGAUGGAGACCCCGGUGCCUCUGUCGCAGUCCGCGGUCGACCCUGCCGCCAAGACAAACGUGGUGAACUCUUCUGAGGUAUGCCGUCACUACAUUAAUGGCCGCUGCAACCGCCGCAAGUGUCGUUUUCUUCACCCUGGCGUGCGUAGCCCACUCAUGCCCUCCCACGUACCCUAUACGCCUUGCGAUUUAACACCGAUCAUGAAAACCCCGUCGUUCGCCCAAGUGUCUCCGUUGACACCAUACUCCUCUCUUUCAACAGCUUCGGUGAAUAGCUUCAGUGUUCCCCCUUCCACUUCGUGGGAAACCAUCCUGUGGUGA
This is a messenger RNA of Leishmania mexicana MHOM/GT/2001/U1103, 795 nucleotides long. RefSeq lists its product as hypothetical. The coding region runs from base 1 to 795 and encodes 264 amino acids. NCBI's taxonomy places the organism in Eukaryota, Euglenozoa, Kinetoplastea, Trypanosomatida, Trypanosomatidae. The record is from RefSeq and is a predicted model, not a curated record. Gene Ontology annotation, molecular function: metal ion binding. The transcript has a single exon.